Molecule: messenger RNA, 2606 nt
Organism: Ylistrum balloti
Lineage: Eukaryota; Metazoa; Mollusca; Bivalvia; Pectinida; Pectinidae
Product: tRNA wybutosine-synthesizing protein 3 homolog
Exons: 7
Coding region: 1-1137 (378 amino acids)
Biological process (GO): tRNA methylation
Cellular component (GO): cytoplasm
Molecular function (GO): tRNA methyltransferase activity
Source: RefSeq, a predicted model, not a curated record
AUGGACGUGCUCUUCGAUAGACAAAAAUCGCUGGCGUUGAACGGCGUAGACCUGAGCAGGAAAGGAUCUAUAGACGAGGAAAUUGUUCCAUUAGUUCAGCACAUAAAUAAUCACGAUAACUUCUUUACAACAAGCAGCUGUUCUGGAAGAAUAAUUGUUUUUGAUGAUCAUAUUGAUGAAGAAAAGCCUGGUUUGAAAGUAAAGAAGAAAGGAUGUAAAUGGCUGUAUACCUCUCAUAAAACUGCUGAUGCUGAAAAAGUGAUAGAAUCUUUGAAGGAAAUAACUGGUGAUGCUGUCUUUAAGUUUGAACCAUUUGUUCUACAUGUCCAGUGUAGGAACACAGAAUAUGCACAAAGAACGCUUUGCUGUGCUGUGGCUUCAGGAUUCAGAAACUCUGGAAUAAGUCUUGGUAACAAAGGAAAAAUUAUAGUGGGAGUGAGAAGUACACAUGGACUUGAAGCCCCCCUCUCUAAGGAUGGCAGUCUCUUGGUCUCCAUGGAGUUUAUCAGAUUUUUAACAAAGUCAGCGAAUAAGAAACUGGAGGAAAAUUUUCUAAGAAUCCACAAAUUUUUUGAAAGUGUGAAGAAAAUUGAUGGUAUGGAGAAUAAACUUGCCAGAAGAGAGAGGAAGAAAAAAGAUAAAAGAUCAGCUGGAGAUGGUGAUGUGGAGUUUGUGAAGAAUGUAAAGAGUAGUAAUAAGUUUGUGGAACCUUCACGGGGGACAAACAGUGGCAACAGUGUAUCUACCCCAUCUGAUUUAGGCAUAACGAUUGGACAACGCUCUCCCACAAAAGUUGGUACCAUUAGUCCUGGAGCAACAGAAGAUAGCAAUGCAAGGCGUACCAGUAAAACUGCAGACAGAGGUAGCUCUGGGGCUAUAGAUGAAGAAGAUAAUGGUACAAAGGGAAAAUGCAGCUGUGAGGCUGUUGAUAAAGGAGGUAUUGGUGCGAGGGAAAGCUAUGGAUCAGAUGAAGGUAGUAGCAGUGGAACACCAGUGAAUGAGGAUUCCUCCAUUGGAGUAGGUAGUGGUGGGUUUGAUCAGGACAGGUAUGGCCAGGAUGGCUCCAAGUAUCAUGACACAGUGGACAUAAUCACAGGAGACAUGAGCACAUGUCUGCUGUAUAAAGAUUUGACCUGAUAAAAUGAAAAAGUUACACAUGAAGACUGCCUCUCCAGAACUAUGAGGAUAUUGUAGCCCUAGGUUGUGGAGGUAAUGUGUGAAAUAUGAGUUCUGUGAUAUAGUGAUUUAUCUAAGGUUGGAAAGUCAGUCAUGGACAUUACUGUACAAUAUCUUUGUUAUCUUAAGAAUUUUCCUGUAGUACAGUAUAGAGGAGCUAUUUGAAGUUAACAUCUGUAACUUCUAUUAUGUAUAUAACUUCAAAUUAUUUUGUAUAUAACUUUAUACACAUAUAAAGGUUAUAUUCACAUAAACUGCCAAUUUCAUGCAAGGCUGAUGCAUGAUUUUGUUAAAGAUACUUUUCUAAAUCAUUUUGAAACAUUGAAAACAAAAGGGGUGAUUAUUCUCACCCUAAUCAUUUUGAAAUAUGAAAAAAAAAAUGGUGAAUAAUUCUUCCCAUGCGGUACACCAGCAUUACGCAUUCAAACUUCUCAAUUCCAUUAUCGACACAGGAUUUUGUAAUUUCAUAUAGAUUAUGCAACAUUUUGAAUAUUUAUCUGUAAGUGAGGAUUGAUUUUUUCCCUUUAAUCCAUCAGUCACAUAAUAUAAUAUUUUUUUAAUUGAUAAAUACAAUAGGUUACAAUAGGAUAUUUUAUUGACACGUGCAUUAAAUUGCCUCUAUAUCCAUAUCAUUACUAGUAUACAGUAUGAAAUACAUAGUAUAUUAGGUUAUACCUCGGUUGACUGAUUUAUAACUGGCUAAGUAAUUAAAUUUUAUCUCCCGAUUUUUUCAAUAAUUAUCUAAAUUAAUUUCAAAGUCUACUACUGUUUUGGAUCUUAUAACCGGCUCAGGCAGGUCAAAUGUACAACAUGAUUUUAAGAUUGUGCUCAGUUUUGAAAAAGCAAAAAAAAUAUUGGUGUCUCAUACCAGGAGAAAGUGUGUUCGAGUGAUCCUUGCCUGGCUGUCUAUGUACAAAAGUGGUUGUAAGACUAUCCCUACAACUUAAUGCAGAAUUCCCAAAAGGGAAAACUAUUGACACACAUAUCUAUCCUGAAGCUUGCCAGGAUGAAUUUUGACUAUCAAAAUGCUUCUGUCUCCAAAACUGGUCAACCAUAACGUUUUCAUGGUUGUGUUUAAAUUGUUCAUACACCAAAAACAAUAACAUCUGUGAAAGUUCUAGUAAUAUCCAAAAGUUGAUCUUUUGACCAUGUGACGUCAUAAGAGAAAUAUCUCCCAGUCAGCUGGUGCUAAAAUACGAUAUAAAACGACAGAUUUCUGAUUAUCUUUCAAAACUGAAUGCCAUUUGUACAUCCCCAUUGUUUUAUGAACCCAUUGCCAUGAGUCACAUUUGGUGUGGGAAGCGGCAUAGACAAUACAGUGCAAACAGAACCCCAUUACCAGCAUUGUAAACACUUCAUAAUUAUUUCACGAGGGAGCUUUCCGGAUUCUUAAUGAUAUGUGACGUCAUAAUAAAAAGUUAUUCCUUGAA